CACAAGCAGAAGGUAGAGGCGUGAGACACUCACAGGCUGGGCCUGUGUGUAGGAGAGAGAGUGCGCAGCACACAGGGCACUGAGAACAAGAACAGAAAGGGCACCACGGGUGAGACAAGCCAUCGGUGGCACAACCGUCUCCCGGAACCAGGAUGGCACUUCCUAUGGGCAGGCGUGAGUAGCAGUGGAGACAGCACCAGACAUGUGGCUCUUCCUUGGGAUCGCUGGAUUGCUGACAGCAGUUCUCUCAGGUCUCCCAUCUCCAGCCCCCUCUGGCCAGCACAAAAAUGGCACCAUCCCGAACAUGACCUUGGACCUAGAGGAGCGGCUGGGGAUUCGCCUGGUGAACGGGAGCAGUCGCUGCAGCGGAUCUGUGAAGGUUCUACUGGAGUCCUGGGAGCCUGUGUGUGCGGCACACUGGAACAGGGCUGCUACGGAGGCUGUGUGCAAAGCGCUGAACUGUGGUGAUUCGGGAAAGGUUACCUACCUGAUGCCACCCACCUCUGAGCUUCCACCAGGAGCCACUUCUGGGAACACAAGCAGCGCCGGGAAUACGACGUGGGCGCGGGCACCAACUGAGAGAUGCAGGGGAGCCAAUUGGCAGUUCUGCAAGGUGCAGGACCAGGAGUGUAGCAGCGACAGGCGGCUGGUGUGGGUCACCUGUGCAGAGAACCAAGCAGUGCGGUUAGUGGAUGGUAGCAGCCGCUGUGCUGGCCGAGUGGAGAUGCUGGAGCAUGGUGAAUGGGGUACCGUGUGCGACGACACGUGGGACCUGCAGGAUGCACACGUAGUGUGUAAGCAACUGAAGUGCGGCUGGGCAGUGAAGGCGCUGGCCGGCUUGCACUUCACCCCAGGCCAAGGACCCAUCCACCGCGAUCAGGUGAACUGCUCUGGGACUGAGGCUUACCUGUGGGACUGCCCGGGACGGCCAGGAGACCAGUACUGUGGUCACAAGGAGGACGCAGGAGUGGUGUGCUCAGAGCACCAGUCCUGGCGCCUGACUGGAGGCAUUGACUCCUGCGAAGGGCAAGUGGAAGUGUACUUCCGGGGUGUCUGGAGCACGGUGUGUGACAGCGAGUGGUACCCAUCUGAGGCCAAAGUGCUCUGUCGGUCCUUGGGUUGCGGAUCAGCAGUGGCUCGGCCCAGGGGGCUGCCACACUCCCUGGACGGUAGAAUGUACUACUCCUGCAAAGGACAGGAGCCCGCCCUCAGCACCUGUUCCUGGCGGUUCAACAACUCCAACCUGUGCAGCCAGUCGCGGGCAGCCAGGGUUGUCUGCUCAGGCUCCCAGAGACAUCUCAAUCUGUCUACUUCUGAAGUGCCUUCCAGAGUUCCAGUCACGAUAGAAUCUUCUGUGCCGGUGAGCGUGAAGGAUAAGGACUCACAAGGGCUGACACUUCUCAUUCUCUGUAUUGUCCUGGGAAUUCUCCUCCUCGUCUCCACCAUCUUCAUAGUUAUUCUUCUCUUGAGAGCCAAAGGACAAUACGCCCUCCCUGCUUCAGUGAACCACCAGCAACUGUCUACUGCCAACCAAGCAGGGAUCAAUAACUACCAUCCUGUCCCUAUCACCAUUGCCAAAGAAGCUCCUAUGCUGUUCAUCCAGCCCCGGGUCCCUGCAGACUCGGACUCCAGUUCUGACUCCGACUAUGAGCACUAUGACUUCAGCUCCCAGCCACCUGUGGCCCUGACCACCUUCUACAAUUCCCAGCGACACCGGGUCACAGAGGAGGAAGCUCAGCAGAACAGGUUUCAGAUGCCACCCUUGGAGGAAGGACUUGAAGAGCUGCAUGUUUCCCACAUCCCAGCGGCUGACCCCAGACCCUGUGUGGCAGAUGUCCCCUCUCGGGGCUCUCAGUACCACGUGAGGAACAACAGUGAUUCCAGCACCUCCUCUGAGGAGGGCUACUGCAAUGAUCCCAGCAGCAAGCCACCUCCAUGGAAUUCCCAGGCGUUUUAUUCUGAGAAGAGUCCCCUCACAGAGCAGCCCCCCAACUUGGAACUGGCUGGCUCUCCGGCAGUGUUUUCAGGGCCCUCAGCCGAUGACAGCUCCAGCACCUCAUCCGGAGAGUGGUACCAGAACUUCCAGCCACCACCCCAGCAUCCUCCAGCAGAACAGUUUGAAUGUCCAGGACCCCCUGGCCCCCAAACAGACUCCAUUGAUGAUGAUGAGGAGGAUUACGAUGACAUCGGUGCAGCCUAGCCUGGGUCCCCGAGGCUCCUGGGUGGCCCCUCCCUCUGCUCUCUUGUUCUAGCCCCUAGCAGAGGUGGAAGGGUGGGCAUUCUCCCAGCCCCUCAUCCUCCACCCAUUGAUUAACCUGCAGGAGCCCGGAACAGAAGACAAAGCCAGUGGUGUGAGAGCUGAGUCCUGGGUUGAACAAACAGGGUCUGGCCACUUCUUGGGAGUGGUGAAGGGUCAUGCUGGGUGACCCUGAGGCCUUAUCUCACUCCGUGUCUGGCACUUUGAUCCUAAGCCUCAGGAAGCUGCUGAAGGGGCUGAGUAGCCCACCCACUGCUGAAAUACAGGCCCUGGGCCAGGGGCUGCCAUUAUCACCCAGGAAGUCAGCGAUGUCUCAAUACAACCUGGGGCCUCAAUCAAUCAGAGUAGCAGCCGCUUUAGCACGGGCAUGGCCUCCCUGGGCACUGUCACCUAAGAGUAACCAUGGCGAAUACAUGCUUGCUUCCAGAGGUCUCUGAGUCCACCACAGGCACUAGCUGGACUCCUUUCUCUAUCCCUAGACAAUUAUUCUAAUUCCUUGGGCUUUAUAAGAGCAUCCCUGCCCUGCCUGAGUCAGGGGAUCCACAGCCCCAUUGGGACAAGAAUGCAGGGACCUGUUCUGGAGGGCUAGAGGGCACCAAAAGCUCCGAGUCCCCACAGGUCCCCUUGGGUUGACAGGAACACUUUGGGAGAGUGUGGUUAUUGCAGCCAAGACCUUAAACAGGUCCUCCCCACAGCGUCAGAGAACUGGAGGGUCCCAGCCAGGCUACAGUGGCCUGUCCUGAGUUCCAGAGAUUAAACGAUUACUGAGUGAAAACU
Molecule: messenger RNA, 3034 nt
Organism: Mus musculus (house mouse)
Lineage: Eukaryota; Metazoa; Chordata; Mammalia; Rodentia; Muridae
Gene: Cd6
Product: CD6 antigen
Exons: 13
Coding region: 203-2200 (665 amino acids)
Biological process (GO): acute inflammatory response to antigenic stimulus; heterophilic cell-cell adhesion; immunological synapse formation
Cellular component (GO): plasma membrane; cell surface; immunological synapse
Molecular function (GO): lipopolysaccharide binding; identical protein binding; lipoteichoic acid binding
Source: RefSeq, marked validated